CUGCAGAAACAUUCUUUCACCAUUUUGAUGUUGUUUCCUCUCUCAGGGGGGGGAACCGAAAGAGAGGAGGGUGGUCUUUCUUUCGUUUUGCAACUAUUUACCAGACCGCUCUCAACUGCACUGCGCAAUAGUCUUUUGUUUCACCAGGCGACCCCUUGUGCUUUUUAAAGAAACUGGAAAUAAUGUUUUUCUCUCGCAUGCUUUUUUCUCUUUCCUUUUUGGGCUUCCUAAGCGACUUCGGUGUGUCCUGCUGUGAUGAGGACUGUGCAGACAAGCCUGUCUUCAGUCUGCCCAGAUUGGUGGUGGAGUUCGGCGCGGCAGCGUCCGCCAGCUGCUCCGUGUGUCAGAGCGCUUGCCACGACAAGAAGUUUGGCCUGGAAAAAUCAGUCGGGACCGAAAACCGUAACGGGACCACCAUUUCAUGGACCAUCGACAGAAUGGACCAGUGGUCUUCAUCCGCCAUGUGCUACUACACCAUCGUAAAUGGCCCCCAGUGCUGUAGCAUCCUGCCAGUGAUUGUUUAUCAGUACCCACAAAAGGUCCAUUUAGAAUGGAUCCGUCAAGACGGACCGCUGUUGGAGGGUCAACAGUACACGCUGUCCUGUGCAGUGGAGAAAGUGGCUCCAGUUAAAAAUCUGAUUGUGGAAUUCCUGGAAGGGUCCAGAUUGUUGGCUAAGUACGACAUAAAGAACAGCAGAGAGAAGAAGCCGUCUGACAAGGUGUUCAUGCACAACAUCACUGCCAGCAAAGAUAUUAAUGGCGGGUAUUACAGCUGUCAAGCCAAGCUGGAUUUAGGACCUGAGGGGCCACUCCAACGUGUGGUGAAAUCUGGCACGCUCUUAUCAACAGUUCACUAUAAGCCUCAGUUGAGUGGUCCGUCCAAUUUGGGACUAAUCACACUUUCGACUGGAGAUUCGCUUCGCCUCAACUGCUCCGCCGAGGGCAACCCAAGACCCUCGUACAAUUGGACUCUCCCAUCAUUGGCAUCCGCUCAAUCCCCUUUCACUGGCGAUGUUUUCGCUGUGGACUCUGUAACCACGGCGCAUACAGGACAGUACAUCUGCAGUGUCAGCAACAGCAUGGGGUCAACCACUGCUCACUUUAACGUGGAAGUACAGGCCAACUACAUGUAUAUUAUUUUAGCGGUGGCAGCAGCGGUUGUCGUGCUUGUGGUCCUCGCCUUCAUCGUCGUGUACAUCCAUUGCUACCGACUUAACAAGACUGGGAAGUACAACCUGAAAGACGUGUUGCGUUUGCGCCAACCACACGUCGCCUUGCCCACCGGGGAGUUGUAAGACGGAAAAGUAAUGUGUGAACAAAUGUGUUGCUGUCUCUCUCACUGUGUUGUUAUUGCUCUGUGAGUUAUGUAAUUUAAAGUACAGAAGACAAUUAAGGCACAAAUCACUUUCAAUCAUCGUCCAUACUGAAAUUUUACUAAGAGUGGUUUUGCAUGAGUGAUUUUUGUUUUCUGUGUUAAGAAUAUGGCACAAGAGCACACUUUGAUCAAACAUAGUAAUAGUCUGCACGCGGGAUGUUUGCCUGCAUUUUUUUAAAUAUAAAUCCACUGGAAAUGUCAAAGGAUACCUAGGUAUUAGGGAUGAAAGGGUUUAUGAAAAAAUGUAUAACCGUUCGGUUGACCUCACACGGUUCAGAGCACGGGCGUUGUUCGGAUCACGUUUUUUUCUUUGUGUUGCUAAUCAGUCUGGAGAGUAGCACCCUACGAUUUCCACGUUAACGGAACGGCGGACGGAAUCACGGAAUUGGCCAAUAAAAACGGAAUCUACUACUUAACGCGGAAAAUCGUGGAAAAUGACCUAAGGUGACUGAAAUGCUGUCAUCGUGAGGAGUAAUUGUGUUAACGGUGACAAGUGCGCGUCCUCACAAACAUUCAACCACUCCCACUUUUUACUCACCACAAUAGAUCUACGCCAGCACUUCCGCCUGCCUCUUUUUGGGCAAGCUCCCUGCCUGCCUCAAAGGAGCCACCUCAAAAACAAGUGUGCGAAAAAACUACAAAACUCAUCUCUUACCUGAAAGAGCCGAACAGUUACCAAAAGACUUCUUUGUGUCAGGUGAUAGGCCAUUUUUUUUACCAUUUGUCGUCCAAAAGAAGAGAGAAAAGCGCAAUGCCAGUGCGAUGUUAGCCAUCUGCUGUUGACCACCGAUGCCAGGGAUUGUAGUAUCUUAAAGGGGUCAAAUUGUGAUUGUUUCCCUAAAUUGAAAACACUUCCUUGUGGUCUACACUCUACAUCAGUAUUUUUCAACCUUUUUUGAGCCAAGGUGCAUUUUUUUGGAGGCACACCACCAGCAGAAAUCAUUAAAAAAUGAAACUCAGUAGACAAUAAAAAGUCAUUGUCACAAUUGUUGGUAGGAAUUUAAACCAUAACGAACCAUGCAUCAAUAUAGCUCUUGUGUCAAAGUAGGUGUACUGUCACCACCUGUCACAUCACGCCGUGACUUAUUUUGAGUUUUUUGCUGUUUUCCCGUGUGUAGUGUUUUACUUCUUGUCUUGCGCUCCUAUUUUGGUGGCUUUUCUUGUUCCUUUGAGCGCUAUUCCCCGCACCUGCUUGGUUAGCAAUCAAGAAUAUUUAAGUUGUUGCUAUCUUCUUUUGUGUGGACAUUGUUGUCAUGUCAUGUACAGAUGUAUUUUGUGGACGCCAUCUCUGCUCCACACGCUGUAAGUUUUUGUUGUCGUCCAGUAUUCUGUUUUAGUUUACUUUGUAGCCAGUUCAGUUUUAAUUUCGUUCUACAUAGCCAUCACUAAGCUUUAAUGCCUUUUCUUAGGGGCACUCACUUUUUGUUUAUUUUUGGUUUAAGCGUUUGAUACCUUUUUACCUGCACACUGCCUCCUGCAUAUUGUGAUCACAACAAACCAUCGUCGUCUCACACGACGUGUUCCCGACAUCUUCAAAGCAAUUAGCUACCGGCUUCCACCUACUGAUAUGGUAUAACAUGGUUACUCUGCCAAGCUCUAGACAGCACCGACACUCAACAACGGCACAUUAUUUGCAGAUUAUGAUUACUGGUUUGCAAAAAAUAUUUUUAACCCAAAUAGGUGAAACUGCAUAAUCUCCAGUGGUUGAAAAACACUGGUCUACAUAAAAUGUACUUGUGGUUCUUUGGUUAAAUAUUUGUAUAGAUUAUGUUUUCCAGAUCAUAUUCAAACCGCCUUCUGAUCCUCUUCAGGAUGCGCCGUUUUGUGGGCGGCCUUAUUUACGUGCCUCCACUUCGACUGUAUCUUCUCCCCCUCAGCUAUUUUGUAGUUUUUAGCGAUUCCAUAUGGAGUCUACUGACAGAUAAAAGUUAGAACUAUGCGCUACUUUAUAUUAGAAAUGGCAACGGUGGAAGAUUUUAGCAUGCAUGUGCACUUGAACAUGGCUCGUACUUAGCCAGUCUAUCCUCCAACAAGAGAAUAGAAAGAAAAAAAAACUUAUUGCGGUUUUUCUUGUUUCUUGCAUUGAACAAAGAACAGUGCCAGGUCGAAUUCCUUUUGUUGCAUACUUAGCCAAUAAAGGCGAUUCUGAUUCUGACUACAA
This is a messenger RNA of Nerophis lumbriciformis (worm pipefish), 3536 nucleotides long. RefSeq names its product vascular cell adhesion protein 1-like. Gene Ontology annotation, cellular component: membrane. Lineage: Eukaryota; Metazoa; Chordata; Actinopteri; Syngnathiformes; Syngnathidae. Gene Ontology annotation, biological process: cell-cell adhesion. The record is from RefSeq and is a predicted model, not a curated record. Gene Ontology annotation, molecular function: integrin binding.